Molecule: messenger RNA, 4618 nt
Organism: Leptomonas pyrrhocoris
Lineage: Eukaryota; Euglenozoa; Kinetoplastea; Trypanosomatida; Trypanosomatidae
Exons: 1
Coding region: 452-4618 (1388 amino acids)
Source: RefSeq, a predicted model, not a curated record
GUAUCAGUAAUAUAAUAGAGAUAAAGUUGUGUGUGUUUUUGUUUUCUCUCACAAAACGAAAACAAGACAUCACUGCAUAGCAACAGUGUUUUCCAGCGAGAAGGCGCGUGGAACACCCUAUAGAGCAAGGAGAAGAGCGACGUGUAUUAUUCCGCGUACACGCCCUAUUUUUAUUUUUUUCUCUUCUCCUGGUUUCGAUAACGCUUUGGUGCAUAGAACACGAUUUUGCAGGGCAUACAUUCUCGUGUCUACUUCCCGCUUCAAAGUGCUGGAAAGGUCACGAGAAGAACAGAAAGCAAGAAGUUGUUCCGCUUCUCAUUUGCGUUUUCUUUCUCUUUUUUUUUCCCUUCCCGUCGACAUCAGAGGGAAGCGCCAUACAAAACAGUUUCUCUAUUUAAUAGAGGCUUUUUGUGUGUGUGUGUGAGCAGUUUCACUGGGCACAGCAGACACGAUGAUGCGUGGUGCGUCUCGUAUUGCCGCGCGCUCGGUGCCACUGUCGGUGCCGUUGCGCGGCGUUGCCGCGACCUUGACAGCCUCGCAGCGCUGCUUCGGCUCCCGGUACAGCGACGACCUCGGCCACUACAAGCGACCCUACGCGACGGAGAGCCGUAGCGGGGCACACCGACACCCGCCCCGCAAUGAGGUGCUACGCGAGCAGCGCGCUGCUGCUGCUGCCACGACGAAGCCGGUCCACAACGAGGUACUGGAGGAGGACGUGGAGGCGGACGCGCCACCGAGCAGCCCCAAGAACCACUACCCGGAGCUCUACAAGAAGAAGACAGAUGAGCGUCUUGCUUUUACCAGCAACUUCCGGGAGCCAGAUAUGAAGCCCAUCCUCAACGCGGCACACAGGAAGCCGCAGACAAGGCCGCAGCACCGCGUGGGUGUGGCGGCGGCCGACCUCGACGACACCGACGUGACCCGCAUUUACAGCAAGGAGGAGGUGCGGAACAUGGCUCAGCGGACGGAGGAGGAACCCGGGGAGGUGAUGACGGCCGCGGCCGACGACGUGCUCGACGUAUUGUCUACGGAGGACGCAGCCCCUAAGGCUGCUGCUGCUGCUGCGCGGCCGACGGCGACAGAGGAGCUGGAUGUGGCAGACACGGAGGAUGACGUGGACGAGUUCGCUGAGAUUCGUAGUCACCCAUUCUUCACAGACAUGUUGCGGCGGGUGGAGCGCAACAUGAUCCGCUUCCGCAAGGAAACGCGCUCUCUGGGUCGUUACAGCGUCGAGGCCGUCAACGAGUGCGUGCGGCCGCUGCUGCAGCUGACCGACUACCCUCUCACCGCCACCCAACUCUCGCACCUCUCGCACAGCAUCAGCCCUGCGGUGCUCAAGAGUUCGCUGCGCGAGCGCAGUGCUUGCCGUCGGCUGCAACUCUACCGCUCUCAAGACACGGACCUGCUGCUGGACUGGUCUGUCGAGGACUUUCUCCGCCGUCGCUACGAGAGCGUGCACCUCUCGUGGGAGCCGAUGGACGUCAUCUGCCGCCGCUUUGGCUGGACGCCGGAGAUGCUGAGCGACCGCGAUUACCUCCUCUACUUUUCGGCGUUUCCCGACUACGUGGAGAUGGCAGAGCUGCAGUCGACAACCAAGGGUGAGCCGAGGGCGGUGCCGAUCACGGACCCCGUCGCGCGGGCAACGGAAGACCCCAUCCCAGCCGACCGCCUGCUGCUGCGUCGCAAGGCUUCCGCGGACGCUGAGCCCUCUCUCACAGAGUCCAUCCGUCUGAUGGGCAGUCCCGCGGUGAACACUCCGCUCAAGGGCAAGAAGGCGCAGCGCAUGCGCCAGCACGGUGGCGACAACGUCGCGGACUACUUCAGUGCGGUCGAGUCGGCCGCCAACGACGUGGACGGCGUGGAGGCGGUGAAGCUGCGGCACGCCGCGGACACGGUCCCGCCACUGCGUCAGGCCUCCCACCCCGGCGGCCGCAGCAUUCGUGAGUUCUCGUUGCCCAAGUCUCAUGCCGCGCCAAGCAAGUCGACGGCGCCUGCUGCGCCGGAAACGCCUGUUGAUGCUGCUGCCGACGUUGCGAGCAAUGAAGGCGGCGAAGCCCCUUUUGACCAAAAGAAGUUUGAGGAGCUGUCCAACGCGUACCACAACACCAAGGUCGAGAACUCGCUGCUGCGUCGUCGCAUGCUGGCCACAGACAGCCCCGACAAGGCACAGGAACUGCAGGCCGAACUGGCGAAGGGCCGCCGCGAGGUGGCGCGACUGGAGCAGGAGCUGGAGCUGAUGCGCGAGCUGAAGCGACACACGAUGGCAACGAGCACGGCUGCGACGGGCGGCUUCCACGUCCCGCGUGGGCUGCCGCAGUACGCGGAGGCGCCAGAGUUUGACGGACCCGUGAAGUCAAAAAACGCCAGCGCCGUCGAGGACAUUGACGACGACGAGAUCGAGCAGGCCUUGAGGGACUACAAGGAAGAGGAAGAGCUCCUGCUGCACAGCAGGGCGGCGCCGGCCAGAGUUGCUGCUGCGUCUGCUGCGUACACCGCCACGAGUGCCGCCCCCACCGCCGCGGCGGACGAGGACGAGUACGAGGAGGUGGAGGUGGAGGUGGACGACGUGGACGGCGACCUGACCGCGGCGGAGGAGCAGGGGGAGGACGUCACGGACGUCGUCGCUGCCGACGCAGAGGCGGACAGCCAGGACGCGCCGCUGGUGGAAGUGCGCGCUACGUCGCGACCGGCGACGGCGAAGCACGACCAGCAGUGGCAGGAGGAGCUGGAGGCCGCCGUGGAGCAGCACGAGGCUGAGAUGGAAGAGGACGAAGACUUCUCGGCUGCCCUCCGCGACACUACCACUCCCGCCACUACCCCAUCCGCACGCCUGCAGCAGCUGGCCUCCCUGCACGAUCGACUGUCCUCGGCGGCGGACCGCGCACGUCGUUAUUUAGGAACGGUGGAAACGCGUCGCACCGAAGUGCUGGAGAAAAUUGAAAGCCAACUGGCAGACGCGAACAGGAAAGUGGGAAAACUAGAGGAGCAGCUCUCCGCGGUGGAGGAGGAACAGACAGCGCUGCAGGACGCGAUGGCCCGCGAGGAGGCGGAGCACAAGGCGCUCGAGGUGGAGGCGCAGCUGACGGCCCAGCGUGAGAAGCGCAUGGCGGAAUUGCAGCAGCAGCGGGAGCGUGCCCGCCUGGCACAGGAGGAGGCGGCCAGGGCUGUGGCGCGGCAGAGGGCGGCGGAGCAGGAGGCCUUGGCUGUGGAGGAGGAACUGCAGCGCAAGUUGCGCGACGUGCAGGCCCAGCUGCGCUCUUUGAAGGACAACGAAGAGGAGCACCACCACCAGCACACUUCUGCUACUGCUCUCAGAGCAGAAGAAGCGCAGGAGGUCGAGAGGAAGGACGUAGCCACCGCUCCGACCGGCGCCAAGUCUGCCGGAAGUGCCGUUUCCGCUCGUGCAGCGUCGACGACGACGGUGUCGGCGGCAGCAGCAGAGAAGGAGGAGGACAUGUCCAUGUCUCCUGCGUCCGCUGGUCAGUUCAUGUGCACUCCUGAGCAGUACGACGGGCUGCACCUCGCCGCGGACCGCCUCAAGAAGGAAAUCGCAGCUUUGGAGGCGCAGAUGGAGGAAGAGGGUGACGAGGAUGAUGAGACGCUCAUGGCUGUUCUCGCCGCCUCGCGAGCGGAUCUCGAGGAGCUGGAGGACUGCGUUGCGUCUGUGCAGGCCAACGCGACGUGGGCGGCCGCGCGCGACGCGAAGCUGGCGAAAGAGCUCACGCUCUCCGCCCAGGUCGCCGACACCGAGGCGCAUCGCCUUCAGAGCGCCAUCGACAGCCAUCGCUUCCAGAUUUCGCUGCUGGAGAAGCGCCUGCACCACACCUCGCAGAGGAACGUCAUGACGAAGCUGCGGGAUCGCAUCGCGCAGAAUCGCAAGUCUAUUAGUCAACUCCGAAUGGAGCAAGAUCGCCUGCGCCGCGCCGGCCGCGACGCGCUUGGCCUUCCCGCGUCCGUCAGCAUCGCCGAGACCCUCGCGCAUGAGGGAAAGGAGGCGGACGAGGCGAAGUUAGCCGAGGAGGCGCAGGCGGCAGCUGCAGCUGCCGCCGAAACGGAGGGUGUGUCCGCUGAGGAAGAAAGUGUCGAUGAUACUGCGGAGGGUGAGCAAAAUGGGGACGAAAAGGACGAAGAAUGGCAGUUGAAGGCAAACAGCGACAAGGAAAUGGACGCGGCGGGUGGUGGGGAGCGCGUGUCGAUGCCGAGCUCGGACGCCGAUAAGCUGCGGCUUCGCCUGGACAGCAUGGUGGGGGAUAUCCAGCACCUGCAGGACAGCAUCGAGGCCCAGGAGCGUAACUCCGACUACGACGACGAGGAGACAGAGGUGGUGCUGCGCGAGAUGAAGGAGAAGCUGAGCCAGCUGCAGCGCCUGCGCGAUCAGGUGCGGCGCGCCUUGGUGGAGGAGUCCGCCAACGGCCCGGCUGACGCUGGCGGUCCUACCCCGGUCAUUCGGCCUGCGUCGGGCGGCGCCUCCGCUGCACCGGUGGUGGGUCGCGCGGCCACGCCUGUCCGCAACGGGCCGUCGUCCUCGCAGUACGCGCGUGAGGCCCGCAUCUCGUCCGCAUCGAAGAAACUGCGAACCGCAGCCCCGCGCAGCAGUGCAACGUAUCGCCGUCGCUAA